UUUGCACGGAAUUCAAAUUUUGAUGAUAAUUUUGCGCGAUUAUUAUUAUAUACUAAUUAUGUAUGGAGAAAUGCUAAAGAAUCUGGUAUUUUACAACAAGUUCGAAUUAGUAAAGAUAAGGAAAUUGUGUUUGUUGAUAAAAAAGUUCUAAAAAUGUUACACAAUAUCUAUAUUUAUACAAAGUUUAAAUCUGAACAUUUUUGUAUUUUUUAA
Vairimorpha ceranae is the source of this 213-nucleotide messenger RNA. RefSeq lists its product as hypothetical. The record is from RefSeq and is a predicted model, not a curated record. The transcript has a single exon. The annotation marks the transcript as partial. NCBI's taxonomy places the organism in Eukaryota, Fungi, Microsporidia, Nosematidae.